Messenger RNA from Durusdinium trenchii, 240 nucleotides. The record is from the annotation of a GenBank genome assembly. Lineage: Eukaryota; Dinophyceae; Suessiales; Symbiodiniaceae.
AUGGAGAGCGUUUUGCAGAAGUCCUGCAAAAUCAGAUCCCUUGUCUCGGACCUACAGCGGAACUACAUUUGCGACACUGCGCGCAAGAGUGCGGAGUGCUUGAAAUCUGAUUUGGGAGACUUGGACAAGCUGUACACCGAGCUCACCGAUACUUUGGCCAAUGGUGAAGCAGAAGACUUCCCCCCAAAGAAUGCGAAGCGGCACUUUGAGAAAGUGAAGAAGGAGGAGAAGGAAAACUGA